Molecule: messenger RNA, 6181 nt
Organism: Megalops cyprinoides (Indo-Pacific tarpon)
Lineage: Eukaryota; Metazoa; Chordata; Actinopteri; Elopiformes; Megalopidae
Gene: sash1a
Product: SAM and SH3 domain containing 1a
Exons: 20
Coding region: 1292-5758 (1488 amino acids)
Molecular function (GO): protein binding
Source: RefSeq, a predicted model, not a curated record
GCUGAAGAGGGGAGAGGAGAGGCGCCUCGCGAAACAAACAAUAAGUAAACGUUCUCCUGCACUAGAUUCGUUUGGACGUGAAACCGUUCUUCGUCUCCCUUGAAGUAAAGUUUGCACGAGUCAGUAUUGUCUGACCUGGGGCUUCGGUUUUGCAUGACAUCUUUGAAAAGAGGGAUACAGCCAACGAGGUUUUCAAUAUUGAACGCUCCUGAGAAGUUUGGACGAUGUGGACAUGUCAUCAAGCAUGGAGAGACUGAUCACUGUGGAAAUAUUCUGCUGGUUUUUACGAGGGCGUUAGAAAUGUAGCUUAAUUUGCAGUGUUUAGUGCGUUAAUAGCGAAUCCGGCUGGGAGUAUUUGCAUUCCCGGAUCGUUUAGACACAGAAUGCUGAGAGAGGUGCGCAAGCGAGCAACAAUUCAUUGAAAAGAAGAGACACGCAGUGCACUUCGUCUGGGGAGCGGGAUCAAAGCUGGUUGUCUGGACGUAGAGAUUUAGGAGCAAGAAAGGUGAGAAAGAAUGUGUGGACAGUAAAACAAGCACAGUGCAACUUCUGACAGUAAAUUAACUAUAAGCUUAGAAACGAGUAAUAGUACAGAAACACUGGAAUUAGACAGCGUUUUACAAUGCAGCCAAUCGGAUUAACAGUUGGAACGCAAGCGAAAACCGAGAACUUGAACUUGUAACAUUCCAUUCUGAUUCUCGCGCAACGUUCGGAGGAGUUGACCAGGUGUUUGCGGCGACUAGCAGCACAUCAGUGUCUCUGUAGACUUGAUAGUGACAUAUGAGAUGAUAUGUAGCUGAACUUUGCAAUGAGCGAAAGGAAGGGUCUGGACUCAAUUUAUGGAUAGCCUGCAUGUUUGCGAAUUUUGACAACAGCGUUUCUAGCACUGAAGUGUCAAACUCCAAGCGCCCUGAACACAGCAAACUUCGAUUGGCGUAUUUGAUUCCGGAGAUUUGUGACAGUGCGGUGUUUGGGCAAAUUUGGAUGCAUUUUUCAACAGUAAUAAGACCAUCGAGGAUAACAUUUACAACGAAGUGGAAUUUAUAAACUGCUGCCAUAAUUGAAUACCUUCGAAUGCGCACGCCGUCUUUCAGGGACGUAGAAGAGUGGAAUUAAAUGAUGACAGAAUCGUGUUUCACCGGGGUUUUUCCCAAGGUUUAACGCACCUCCUGGAAACGUCUCGCAAUUUUGGAUUGCCACCGCAUUGUCCACUCUAAAUAAUCGUUUUUUGAGGGAUAUAAAGCCAAGGGUGAGGUGUUUCUCAUUUGGCUUUCUACUUUCACGCCCCAAAAUGAUGAGCAGCGGUCCCAAUAUUGUGUAUGAGUGGCUGAAGACCUUACAGCUCUGUCAGUACGUCGAAUCCUUUGUUGAUAAUGGUUAUGACGAUUUGGAAGUUUGUAAACAAAUUGGAGAUCCAGACCUGGAUGCCAUCGGGGUUUACAUCCCGCACCACCGGCAGAGGAUACACGACGCGGUGCAGAGGCUGAAGGAAGAGGACAAAGAGACGGCCACCGGGCUGUACUUUACGCUGGAGCCGAUGCCCCCUCCCUCCGAUAUCUACACCAGCCACAUGGUGGAGCAGUACGAGACCAAACUCCGGGGGUCGAAGUCAUGGACUGAACCAAACAGUGACCGGGUGGGAAGAAACCUGGGCUACCUAGGUGCAAACAGGAACCUGACGCUUGGUAAUCGGAAAGAACUGGUCAUUUACCCCAAGCUGAAGCUGAAGAUAAUGAUUAGGGAUAAACUCAUCCGAGAUGGAAUUAACCUCAGCAAGCCGCCCUACUCCAACAAGGAUGGUUCUCUGGGCAACAUUGAUGACCUCGCCCAGGAGUACUCAGAGUAUUACAACACCUGCUUCAGCGACGUCAGCGAUAGGAUGGAGGAGCUACGCAAACGCAGAGUGUCUCAGGAACUGGACGUGGAGAAAGCAGACGCAAGCCCCUCCUCUCUGCAGCUGCGGUCCGAGAUCCAGCAGUCUCUUGGGUUCAGCAGCACAGUGUCCACACCGGAGGCCGAGAGGAAAAUCCCACUGCACAAGUCAAGCUCUGAGGACGGAUCUGGAGGAAAAUGGGACAGCAAGAAGAAAAACAAGUCUUUUUGGCAGAAUUUCCGCAAGUCGCAGAAGGCGGUCGUGCGUCAGACGUCAAAAGGGGAGGACAUUGGCUACGUGGCCAGCGAGAUCACCAUGAGCGACGAGGAGCGCAUCCAGCUGAUGAUGAUGGUGAAGGAGAAGAUGAUCACAGUAGAGGAGGCCCUGGCUCGGUUGAAGGAGUAUGAGACCCAGAGCAGACAGUCCAGCAGUACUGACAAUGCAGAGUGGACUGACGGAUCCAGUCCCAUUGUAAACGAGUCCUCAAACUGCAAUUCGAGGGAGCAGUCAGAUGAUGAGCUGGAGGACUCUGUGAAGUUCAAGCGCCUUCACAAGCUGGUGAACUCUACCCGGCGCGUCAGGAAGAAGCUGAUUAAAGUGGAGGAGGGGAAGAAGCCGGGCUCAGAAGAGUCUCUGAGUUUCGAGCCUUCCCCCACGUGUGAGGACAACACCGCCUUGUACACGGGGGUGCAGAAGAAGCCCCCCAUCCCGCAGGAUGACUCCCUCUCCUCCCUGCUCCAGGAGCAGCUCUCCCUGGACGGCGACUCCGAGAGCCUGACCACCUCCCCUUCCUCCAGCAGCCUGGACACCUGGUCGGGCCACAAGCUGGUCAAGACCUUCGGCAAGUCCGGCAGCAGCCACGGCCUCAUCCGCCCGGUCAAGAAGCCCGGCGGCGGGCUGGGAGUCGGAGGCAGCGGCUCCUCCUUCUCUGAGGCGGAGGGCUGCGGGGAGGAGGACGCCAAGGUGUCGCGCUCCAUGACGGACGGCGAGAUGCGCAAGGCCUUGAACUCGCUGAGCCACGGGGUAAGUAACGAGAGCGUGUACGGCUUCUACGGGCUCACCCGGCCCCGCCCGCACCUCCUGGUGUCUCUGGAGGACGUCCAGAGCCCCAAAAGGCCCUCGCGGCCCAAGAGGCCCGACCCCAACUACGCUUACUCCACCAAGCACUUAAUGUACCAGCGGGCCCGCGCCAAGGCGCCCAGUGGGCCGUCCUCACCGGCACACUGCGACCUGCAGCUGCUGCGGGACAAGGCCAAGGCCGGCGCCGGCGGGGGCUGGGCAUUCCCAGCCCGGAAGCUUCGGGGCAGGACGGCGGUCAGCGAGUUCAACAUCACCUACGUGGUGGAGCGCAGCCUGUACGGCCACUUGAACUGGUCCCAGCUGGUGCGACCGGUGGCGGAGCGGACCCUGAGCAAGGCGGAGCGGCAGGACCUGCGCCGCUGCCUGCUGGAGGAAGAGGGCGAGGCUGACAGGAAGUGGGCCGCCAGCGUGGACCGCUGUACCAAAAGGGUUCUCUUGCGCAUUCAGCAGAAGUCUAGAACCUGCAGUUUUGGAGGGUUUGACCUGUCCAAUCGGUCACUCCAUGUUGUCAACCCCAGCAGUGAUCCUUCUAGCAAAGAACAAGAGGCCAUUUACAGAGAAGUGGUGAAGUCCCCCACAACCUCUCGAAUCUCUCUGGGCAAGAAAGUGAAGUCUGUGAAGGAAACGAUGAGGAAACGCAUGUCCAAGAAGUACAGCACCUCCCUGUCCGAACAGUCGAGCCCUGAUGGGACGCCCAGCUCACCCCAGUCUCCCCAGCCUGACACAGACUCCCUGGAGAAACCAAAACUGAAGGCAGGAGGGUCUGUGGAGAGCCUGAGGAGUUCCCUGAGCGGUCAGAGCUCCAUGAGCGGUCAGACGGUCAGCACCACAGACUCCUCGGCAAGUAACCGGGAGAGCGUGAAGUCCGAGGACGGGGACGACGAGGAGCCGCCUUACAGGGGGCCCUUCUGCGGGCGUGCCAGAGUGCACACCGACUUCACCCCCAGCCCCUACGACACAGACUCCCUCAAACUCAAGCGAGGCGACGUCAUUGACAUCAUCAGUAAGCCCCCGAUGGGCACCUGGAUGGGCCUGCUGAAUAACAAGGUGGGCACCUUUAAGUUCAUCUACGUGGACGUGCUGAGCGAGGAGGAGGAGAAGCCCAAGCGACCCGUGAGGAGGAGGAGGAAAGGCCGGCCGCCCAAGCCCACCUCUGUGGAGGAGCUGCUGGAGCGCAUCAACCUCAAGGAGCACAUGCCCACCUUCCUGUUUAAUGGCUAUGAGGACCUGGACACCUUCAAGCUGUUGGAGGAGGAGGACCUGGACGAGCUGAAUAUCAGAGACCCCCAGCACAGAGCAGUGCUGCUCACUGCUGUGGAGCUACUGCAGGAGUAUGACAGCAGCAGUGACCCAGAGCGCAGCGGUCACUCCGGCUCCCAGGAGAAGCUCCUGGUGGGAGAUUCACCGCGUGACUCUGGGUGCUAUGAGAGCAAUGAGAACCUGGAGAAUGGGAAGAGCAGGAAGACCUCUCGCUCCAGCAGGUCCUCCUCAGGCUUUGAGUCCGGCCGGCUUCAGUCCCCGGACUACCCCACCCUGCCUAUGACUAAGUCCACCGAGGCCCUGCAGCAGGCCAAGAAGGAGCGAAAGUUCAGCAAGCACUUCUUCCUCAAGCCCUCCAUCAAGAGCUUCAGCCUGCUGGGCCUGAAGAAGAGCUCCCGCAGGCUGAGGAUUCCCCCGAGCCGCAGCUGCGAGGACCUGGACGGGCCCCCCUCCACCCAGGAGCUGUGGAAGCGCUCACACUCCCUGGGGGACCUCCACUGGGAGCAGGCCUUUGACAGGAAGAAGGUCCACAGCCCGGAGCUCAAACCUGCCCAGGGCCCCAAGCGUGAAGGGCAGGAAGAAGGACGGCUCCAGCUUACGGCUACUCCAGGAAGUGACUCUGUUUGUCCUGACGGCCAAACAGACCGGCCAUCUCUGCCCACACAGCUGCCUAUCAGGUCACCCUCCAGCUGUCCACAGUCCCCAGAGGUGGAUCAGCCUGCCAUAACCAGCCCCUCAGAAUCGUCCCCAGGGGAAAAGAAUGUAAGGACACACCCAAAAAAGCCUCCUGUGCCCCCUCCGGUCCCCGUCAAAAAGUCCCGGGAGCGUUUGGCUAACGGGCUGUGCCACCCAACACUGCUCUUGCCAAGUCCCAGUGCACCCUCUCUGCCCGCCAAGGUGACCAGCAACCCUGCCAGCCCCUUGGAAGGCAACCCUCCGUGCCCCACCUCUCCUGAGGAUCCAGGCACCCCUCCCGCUGCACCCCCGCCCUGGCUGUCUGACCUCCCGGAGUCCGCUUGCCCUCAGAUUCACGGAGUCAAGAUGGCUGUCGGCAGGAAGAUCUCACAUACCAAGGUUUCCAACCUGGAAUCCCUACUGGAGGAGAGGCUUGAUUCAGAAGGCAUCGACCUCACCGAGGAGCCUUACUCUGACAAGCAUGGUCGCUGUGGGAUUCCCCAGUCCCUGGUCCAGAGGUACUCUGAGGACCUGGAGCAGCCAGUGAAGGACGUGGCCUCCACCAUGGACCAGAUCCGGGUCAAGCAGCUCCGCAAAGAGCACCGCAUGGCAAUCCCAUUCGGAGGUUUGACGGAGAUGUGCAGGAAGCCGCUGUCCCCGGGACAGGUCAGCACCGUGUCGGACUGGCUGGUGUCGAUCGGAUUGCCCAUGUACAUUAACUCCUUCCUGGCGGCAGGGUAUGACUCUCUGGCUCAGAUCUCGUCCCUGACUGAGAGCGGGGUGCUGGAGGCGGGCGUGCGGGAGGAGCGGCACAUACACCGGCUGCUGGCGGAGGCCCGGCAGGUGGAGGCCCAAAGCACGCAGUCGUAACGCGGAGGACCGCAGAGCCUCAACGCGGAUGACUGCAGGGGCCUGCGCAGACGACUGCAGGGCUUCCCUGAGAAGACCUGCAGCUGCGGCGCAUGACUGCCGCUGCAGCUACAACGUGGACAACGCCGCUGUCGCAACGCGGACUUGCUGCAGCGGACUGCCAUUGCAGCAACAGCCAAGACUUUCGAGUAAUCUCCUCUCCUUCCAUUUCCGUAUUCCAGAUGUUUACUAUAUGAUUGUUCAGACUGCCAAGAAUAGACGUUGGAGGCCUUUAAAAAAAAAAAAAAAACAUUCUCUCUUUCAAUAACGUUUCCUUUAGAAACGAGUGCUGGUCUUACUGCAGAAGACAGAACUGCCUUUGAAGAAAUAGCACAGGUUUGGGUUUUUUUGCAGUUUGAGUUUUAUAAAAAAAAUAUGAAAGCC